Lates calcarifer (barramundi perch) is the source of this 8552-nucleotide messenger RNA. RefSeq names its product B-Raf proto-oncogene, serine/threonine kinase (gene braf). Lineage: Eukaryota; Metazoa; Chordata; Actinopteri; Centropomidae. Gene Ontology annotation, molecular function: protein kinase activity; ATP binding. Gene Ontology annotation, cellular component: plasma membrane; mitochondrion; cytosol. The coding region runs from base 88 to 2556 and encodes 822 amino acids. The transcript has 20 exons. The record is from RefSeq and is a predicted model, not a curated record. Gene Ontology annotation, biological process: signal transduction; protein phosphorylation.
GUCCUGCGUCUCUGUCUCCCCCUCCUGUCCUCAGCACCAGCCUGCGUUUCCCUCUAUUAUUUUUCACUCAGUUUCUCGCAGUUUAAAAUGGCGGCGUUGAGCAGCGCCGAGUCUCCACCGCCCGUCUUUAACGGAGACACCGCGGAGCGGGAGCCGGGCAGAGAGAGGGGCCUGGAGGAGCUGGGCGCCGGGCUGGACUCCUCCUGCUCGUCGGGGAUCCCCGGGGGUCCGCAGGAUGAGGAGAUCUGGAAUAUCAAACAGAUGAUCAAGUUGACACAAGAACACUUAGAGGCUCUUCUGGACAAGUUUGGAGGAGAACACAAUCCUCCCUCCAUAUAUCUAGAGGCCUAUGAGGAGUACACCAGUAAACUAGAUGCCCUGCAGCAGAGGGAGCAGCAGCUGCUGGAGGCCAUGGGGAACGGUACAGACUUCUCCUGCUCCCCUUCUCCCACGCCAGCCCUACUGGAGGUCAAGAUGGGAGGUUGCGGAGUUGGAGGCGGGGCUCAGGCCUUUCCCUCAGCCCCGAACACCUUGGCUGUCCUGCAGACCCCCACCGACGCCAGCCGAGCCAACCCUCGCUCCCCACAGAAACCCAUCGUUAGGGUCUUCCUGCCCAACAAACAGAGAACAGUGGUCCCAGCUCGCUGCGGGAUGAUUGUGAGAGACUCGCUGAAGAAAGCUCUGAUGAUGCGAGGUCUCAUUCCAGAGUGCUGUGCAGUGUACAGGAUACAGGAUGGAGAGAAGAAGCCUAUUGGCUGGGACACAGACAUCUCCUGGCUGACAGGAGAGGAGUUACACGUAGAAGUGUUGGAGAAUGUUCCACUGACCACACACAACUUUGUGAGGAAGACCUUCUUCACACUGGCCUUCUGUGACUUCUGCAGAAAGCUGCUGUUCCAGGGUUUCCGCUGUCAGACCUGUGGAUACAAGUUCCAUCAGCGCUGCAGCACUGAGGUUCCUCUCAUGUGUGUCAACUAUGACCAGCUAGACUUGUUGUUAGUGUCCAAGUUCUUUGAGCAUCACCCGUUCACCCAGGAGGAGGUGUCCUCAGAGGGAACCACCCCCGUGUCUGAGGCCUGUCCGUCACUCCCCCCAUCUGACUCCACUGGGUCUAUAUGCCACACCACUGUGUCACCGUCCAAGUCCAUACCCAUCCCGCCCAGUUUCCGGCCCAACGAGGAGGACCACCGCAACCAGUUUGGCCAACGGGACCGUUCGUCCUCCGCCCCUAACGUCCAUAUUAACACCAUUGAGCCUGUCAACAUUGAUGACCUGAUCCGAGAUCAGAGUUUACCAAGGUCAGAUGGAGCCCCCCCGACCCACCCCGCCCGCUGCUUGAGGAAGCACCGAACACGGACCUCAAGCCCCCUCCUAUACUCCUACCCCAAUGACAUAGUGUUUGAUUUUGAGCCCGAGCCUGUUUUCCGAGGCUCCACCACGGGGCUGUCAGCCACACCACCUGCCUCUUUACCCGGCUCUCUGACCAACGUCAAGGUCCCACAGAAGUCACCAUGCCAAACCAGGGAGCGCAAGUCGUCUUCCUCAUCUGAGGAUCGCAAUAAGAUGAAAACCCUGGGGAGAAGGGACUCCAGCGAUGACUGGGAAAUCCCAGAGGGUCAGAUCACUCUGGGUCAGAGGAUAGGCUCUGGGUCCUUUGGAACUGUCUUCAAGGGAAAGUGGCAUGGCGAUGUGGCAGUGAAGAUGCUGAACGUCACUGCUCCCACGCCACAACAGCUUCAGGCCUUCAAGAAUGAAGUGGGAGUCCUCAGGAAAACGCGUCAUGUAAACAUCCUGCUGUUCAUGGGCUACACCACCAAGCCUCAGCUGGCCAUAGUGACCCAGUGGUGCGAAGGCUCCAGUCUGUAUCACCACCUACACAUCAUCGAAACCAAGUUUGAGAUGAUCAAGCUGAUCGACAUUGCCCGUCAGACUGCUCAGGGCAUGGAUUACCUGCAUGCCAAAUCAAUCAUCCACAGAGAUCUGAAGAGCAACAAUAUUUUCCUCCAUGAGGAUCUGACAGUGAAGAUCGGUGACUUUGGCCUGGCUACAGUCAAGUCCCGCUGGAGUGGCUCCCACCAGUUUGAGCAGCUGUCUGGCUCUAUACUGUGGAUGGCUCCAGAGGUGAUCCGGCUGCAGGACAAGAAUCCCUACAGCUUCCAGUCAGACGUCUACGCCUUUGGCAUCGUGCUGUACGAGCUCAUGUCAGGAGCACUGCCCUACUCCAACAUCAACAACAGAGACCAGAUCAUAUUCAUGGUCGGUCGAGGUUACUUGUCUCCUGACCUCAGUAAGGUGCGCAGCAACUGUCCGAAGGCCAUGAAGAGACUGAUGGCCGACUGCCUGAAGAAGAAGAGAGAGGAGCGACCUCUCUUCCCUCAGAUCUUGGCGUCCAUCGAGCUGUUGGCUCGCUCAUUACCCAAAAUCCACCGCAGCGCCUCUGAGCCUUCGUUAAACCGAGCCGGCUUUCAGACGGAGGACUUCAGCUUGUACGCCUGCGCCUCACCCAAAACCCCCAUCCAGGCCGGUGGCUACGGGGAGUUUUCGGCAUUUAAGUAAGUGCUGCAGAUCCCACCAGUCCAUCCCUCGUCACUUCUCAAAAGUCUCAUGUCCCUGCGGUGGAUUCAUUCAUUACUGAAAAAAAAAAAAAGAAAAAUUAGUCUCAAAGAAUGGGCUGUUUUCUUCCUCCAUCAACCUGAAGAAGGCAGCCUCACCAGAGGCAACAAAAGCUGUCUAGCAGGCAAAACAGCCACAGCAACAGACAAAACUGAAUUAGGGAAAAAAAAAAAAAAGAAACUUGAAUGACACAGAAACAAAAAAAAAUAUCUAUACCAAAACAGUUUUCUUGCCUGCUGGAGGAAAAGAAGAUGAAGGCAAACAGAAGGGGAGAUGGAGGUGAAACGUCAGGAGAGGUCGAAGCUUUGGGUGCCACUCAUCUCGUCGUGUCCUGUGCGGGUGAGGAGGGAGGCUGGUUUAUCAGAUGGGCCAUUGAACUGCACUUUGAGCGACGGCAGAUUGCGGCCUGUGGAAGGAGAAGCAGCCUCCCCGUCUGACGGUUGAGAUGGAAGGCCAGGUGUUAGCCUGUCCCCCAAGAAGAGCUGGAGGUCACUCAGCAAGAGUUAACCCUGAAGGAAGAUGACUUGAAAGAUAGAUCUAUUUUUACUUUUUCAUUUGUUUCUCAUGUUUCAGAUUUUAGCUAGCAGUUGCUAGGAAUGACGAGCUUUUUUGUCCUUUCUUUUGAAGAGACGGUAGCUAUUUUAGAAGACAGCUUUCCUUCUGAUCAUGCAGCACAGCUUUUGCUCUUUUUUGUUUUUAUGAGCUUAAUGCUGCAAAUUACUGUAUUUUGCCUUCUUGUUUGCCUCCAACGAAUUUGACACCAGUGAUGAAACAGCAGCAGCUCAUCAUCUAUGGAAAGAUUUUGCAUGUGAAAGCAGGAGAAGCAAUACUUCUCCGAUUUUCAGUAGAAAAGUCCAGAGCCUGCACUGUUUUAACGGUAGCUGUUGUUUGGGAGGAAAAUGUUAAUUCGGUUGGUGAUGGAAGCUACAUGAGAGGGAUUCCUUAUUCCCUUUAAAGAACCUGGUCUAAGCCAACUAAUAAGAUAUGUGUUGAUGAGAGCUUUAGAGGUGUUGGAUAUUUUUCUACCGAGACGCUCUAUCUUUUCAGAGGAUUUCAUGUGAAAGCAGGAGAUGUGGUGCUUUCUGUAGGUUUCUGGUAGAAAAGAGAGCCUGAUGUGUUUGGCUAACCACGGGAGCUGUUCAGUGGUGAUGGAAUCUGUUUAAAGAGCCUGGUUUAAGCCAAGCUGCUGCCCAGGAUUAAUGCUGAGUGUGUACAGUACUUGUGGCUUCUCUAAGCUUUGAAGUUGUUACACAGCGUCUUUGCAACAAAGCUUUUAAUUUGCUUCUGACGCUUUUCCACAAAACCCAACCUCAGAAUUUCUUCUUUUUUUUUUUUGUGAUGCCAAGUGCAUGUUGUGUCAUUUUUUGUUUGUUUUGUUUGUUUUUAUUUUUCGUUCGUUUUGAUCAUGUGGCUUUAAUAUUGCACUCAGCUUCAAAUGGGGACCUUACUUGUUGCAGCUGCUGACUGAUAGGCUGCAGCGUAAUCUGCUGAAAGGACCAGUGAUGUUCUGGGGAGUUCUGUUAGUCUUGAAGAAGUCUGAAAAUGUUCUUUCACCUUUACCUUUUUUACACACAUGCACCUGUACUUUUUUCAUUCCAGCGUGUGUUAAGGGUUGUAGGUGUAACAGGUUCUUUUUAUUUUGUUAUUGUCAUUGUUUGCCUUUUUCUGUACAGGCAGGCCUGCAGAUAUUUACUUAUUUAUGUGAAUCUUUUUGUUUUAUGGAUUAAUUUUCAGAACCGCUUUAUUUGACGCUAUCCGUUCUUCUUUUGACGCUUGUUUUAGUCUUUGUGACUCGUGUACUUGCACUUUGUAGAGAUGGAUUGAAGCAAAUGAGCGACUUGCCUUGACUUUUUUUAAAAUGAAGAAUAAAUUGUGACAUGCAGAGCUGAUGACCCAAAAUCCAUCUAAUGCAUGAGUCAUCUGCAGGGGCUGAAGUGUGAAUAUUUUGCUGGAAAGGCUCAGUUGUCAUCCAAGGACUGUCUGAUAAAGCCUCCAGGAGCUGAGUAUGUCACCAUACCUAGUGUGAUGCGAGCUGAGAAAAUGAGACUGCUGGCUUGAUAAAUGGAUGUUUUUGGAGAUAGAGCACACAGUUGAAGCAUCCACCCAAACACCAACAAACUGCUUCUUCACAUUCAUCAUGGAUCAUGUAUGUCUUUACAUCAGACACAUCAUGAACUAACCUCCCAGGCAUCCCCCUCCCACAGCAAUGUUAUUACACAUUGUUCUGCAUACCUUUUUAUGGAAGAGUCCAGUAUGUUAGGAAAUAUACUGUCAUAUUAACCAUCAGUCCCCCUCUUGCAAGUCUAUGAUAAAAGACCAGGCUGUAACCUAGCUUAGCACAAAGACUGGAAAUGGGGGUAGGCUGCUAGCCCUGACCAGGACAGUCUUAGUGCUUGUCUUGGUCCUGGAUCACAACCUGUAAUUUGAACCUUUUAGACACUGAGCAGCAUGAAAUGUGUUACAGGAAGCAUAUUGAAAAGGUGAACUGAUAGGAAAUCUUUGUAGCCACUUAAAAGGUGGGAAAACCUACACGAGGUAGGUGCAACACAUUUCCCAGGCUCAGACAACAGACAAAUGUGUUUGCCAAAGUGUGAUCAAAAUUUGAAGAGUAACCAAAUCCAAAUGUAUGUGAAGCCUCCUGUUUACUGGUGUAGGCAGAUGUUGGGUGGUCUGUAAUCCCAGGUGAUGGCACUCUGUUGGUGCACUUGAUUUACAUAGCAGUAGAUGGGGAAAAGCUUUUGAUGGAUAAUCCCAGGUUUAUUACAACUGGGAUCUUAUUUUGGUAGGUCUGAUCAACAUUCCUGACAAUGGGCCAGGCUUUCAGUUUUUAUUUUGAAAGUUUGAAAUACUGUUCCAUCGUAGAAAAUAGAUAUUCAAACCGAAAUGAUCUGCUCCAAUGUAAAAUUCACAGUGGAUAAGCGCAAUAGGCUGUGUCUUGUACUCCAGCAGGUGGCAUUAAUAAAAUGUCCUGUCCAUCAGGCCACUGGUGGAAGUAGAAAGAGUGUGAUGGAGCAGGAAUACUCACAGUUAGAUGAUGAGACAGGUUAAAGAUCAACCUCUGGGUUACUUAGACUUAUUUAGAAGAAGAAAGGUAAAUGGUAAAAUGAAAUAAUCUACAGAACAACUGACGGUCCGGACAAAGUCGCAGACUAGCUAGGGAACAUAAUGACGCAUUUAGCUGCUAAAGAGUUAGAUGUUUUUCUCAGGACUUGGUGGAGACCAAACCAGAACAAAAGGAGAGUUAAUAUUUAUCUUAACGUCCAUUUGGUGACCAGAGACACAGCUUUAAAUGAACACUGAUGUUGCUGUGCAUUUGAUGCAUUAGCCAGUAAAACUUUGUCAAAUGUUUUCAGCUUGUAGAGUUCCUCUGCCCCCAAGUGGUCAAUGAAGUUAAUGCCACUUUAAAGCUGUACUAACUGAUUUUAUUUUUGGACACUUGAGAGAAGACGAACUCUACUAGCUGUGAACACAGCAUUGACAUAUCAUCACCUUUUACAGAGCAACAUUAAUAUAAUUUGGUGAUGUUUGCCAGUGUCAGCCAUGUUACUGGUUCACACGAUUCUCUGUUUAAUUGUGCAGCCAUUGAGUCAGGUUGGUCGAAGCAGCAUGUGCAUCCUUGUGUGAUAAAUGCUGUUACGCUUAUUGCGCACAAAUUGGUGUUAGUUGGGUUUUUGAGUGCACCUCCAAAGAAACAGCCGGUAUCUCCUGGCACUAAAGACCAGCCAAUAGCAGACAGCCAGCUCAGUUUGUAGUUUCAUCAGUAGACUUUAAGUGAGAAAGGGUUCCACAGUUCUGUCUGUCCAUUACCUAUACUUGACUCACACAUAGUAUGCAGUUGAGGGUAAGGCUCAUAAAUGGAGACGACGAAAGCCUUUUAUUAAAUAUUACAUAUCCUCCAAUCAUGUGACAUCACUGUUGUGAGUGAUGAUAAUCAGCUCAGUGCUUUGAACUUGUCUGGGCUGUGAAGGAGACUGUAAAGAUAACAAAGAUGCUCUGACAUCAGUAUAAAAAUAUUAGCACAAUAAUACUGGUUCCAGUGGAAGAGGAGGGUAAGGUCAUCAUUAAAUUCCACAAACUAAAAAUGACUGACUAGAUCAUUAGAAUUCAGGGGACUGAUUCUACCACAGUUCAGUGCAACACAUCUGAAACCAGUGGACCACCGGGGAGCUCAGAAUUAUGUUCACUGGCAGAAUCUUUAGAGUAAGAAUUAUAAUCUAAAUUGUAAAGACUUCAGACUUGACUUUAAAUUCUAAUUUCAUCAGUUGAUGUCUUGUUCUUGUGUCCCAACAUGAACAUCACAAACAGUGGGCUUCAGCUUGAAGGAUAGCUGCCCUGACACCCAGUCACGCAGAGGGCAGCUCAGAGUCUGUGGAGUUUGGCAGGAAUCUGCAGAGAACAUGGAUACUUCACAGAGGGAGGAUGCAGCUGGCUACUAAUCACAGUCUGACUUUAUUCUCACAAGAAUAUCGUUUUUCUGAAUUCUGAGAUUUAAGGGCCAGUUCACCCAAAUUACUAACUCAGUUUUCUCAUUUCUCUUCAGUGGAAUCUCUGAAGUCAGAGUGUGUUGUUUUUCAGAUGGAGGUAGAAAGAAUUUAGUUUGUAGUGCUCACAACACUGAACGUGUCACAUGUUCCUCUGGAUGAUCUACACAUUCCAUAGUCCACAGUUAUAACUGAAACCAUUAAAUUACCCAGUAAAUGUUCCCCAUGAAAAUCCUCUUGUUGUGUUCUGUGGUUUAUACAGAUUAAGGCUGGAUGAUAAACUGAAUUUAGCCAUUUAAUGGUCACUGACUGAGCUGAGACUGCUGGUGUUUGUUUGUGCCCAUAGUGAACUUUUUGACUGUAUCUCAUGGUCUUCUUCAGGACGUUGAUACAGAUACAGAUGUUUGAACUUUUGAUGAUUCUGAACAUUCCCAGUUCUUGUUCAUGUUGGCUUAAAUGUUGAGUAAGAGCAGCUAAGAAAACAAUCUCAGCUCAAGGUUUACUUAUUUGCUUGUUCUAGAGCUUUGGAUUGGUUGGAGGUCAACUUUGAAGCCCCUGCAGAUUCAGAAUCUUAGAGGUGCUCGCUGGGAUCACUGGAAGUUUAAACAUCAAGACAUCUGCUGAUGAAGACCAUGUGGCACAGUCCACAAGAAGUGAAUCAAUGAACCUUCAGUUUAGAUUGUAGUGAAGCACUGUUUCCUAGGUUGAGAUAGAAGUGCCAGCCUCAUUAGAAGAAGCCCAUGGCCUCAGUCCUCUUCCACAGGCAUCAGUAUCAUCCUUCAGAUCUGUAUUUGCAGAUGGUGGCAGUUGUCUUCUGCACUGGGAUCUGCUGUUUCACAUUUUCAGAUUGCUCUUUGUUAACAUGAUAGAACCCGAGGAAGCAAACAGCAGUGUCUUUAAGAGUGCUGUCUGUUUUCCAGAGAUCUUUGUUUUCUGUGAGAGUAUGAUCACAGAUGUGUAUCUGUUAAACCUUCAAGGAGCUGUGUCACUGAGGCUCUCCUCUCCACUUCCCUCCUCUGAUCUCACCAUACACCCUCUGCUCCUCCUCUUAACUUUCCGUUCAGACUUUCUCUAUUUUCAUUUCCCUUUGUCUUCUGAUACAUUCCCCCUCUGUCCUCCUUGCCUGCACCUUAAACCCAACAAUUCCUUUCAACUGAGAACUAUCAUGAAAAACUUUAUGGAGAUUUGUUUUGUUUAGUUUUAUUUAGUUUCACCUGUAAAUAGUUGUACAAAGGAAAUACUGUCAGUUUGCUAGGAGGCAUGGAGACUACAAAUGUAACAAAUUAUAAAAUGUUCAAAAUAAAGAGACAAAGAUUAAAUGAAAUUUUGAUAGGCAGACUUCUGAGAAAAACGGUUGAGUGUAAAAAUAUUUAAGGCUGUAUCAUAAGAAGAAAAAGCUUAAUGUAUUUGUUGUGAAUAUGAAAAACUGAUAUAUUAAAGAAGUGCAUGAAAACUGUA